Molecule: messenger RNA, 1049 nt
Organism: Dipodomys ordii (Ord's kangaroo rat)
Lineage: Eukaryota; Metazoa; Chordata; Mammalia; Rodentia; Heteromyidae
Gene: Efcab11
Product: EF-hand calcium binding domain 11
Exons: 6
Coding region: 70-531 (153 amino acids)
Molecular function (GO): calcium ion binding
Source: RefSeq, a predicted model, not a curated record
GGUGCUGGGGUCCCUGUGUGGCGGGAAGUGGUCGGGGAGUCGGAACCUCUGGGUUCGGUCCUGGCCGGGAUGUUUUUAUCCGAGGCUGGGGCCCGGCCUCGGACCCGGGAAGUUAGCCCGGCUGAACGCAAGAAGUGGGUGGAAGUGUUUAAAGCCUGUGAUGAAGAUAACAAAGGCUAUCUAAGCAGAGAGGACUUUAAGGUUGCUGUUGUAAUGCUGUUUGGGUACAAGCCCUCCAAGAUUGAAGCAGAUUCUGUGAUGUCUUCAUUAAAUCCCAGUACUUCUAGUUUAUCACUUGAGGAAUUUGUAAAUAUUGUUCGGAAAAAGAAGGAAGCUCAACUGUAUCGGAAUGAGAUAAGACACAUCUUCACGGCUUUUGAUGUGCACUAUCGUGGAUUUUUAACUUUGGAAGAUUUCAAAAAGGCAUUUAGGCAAGUGGCUCCCAGGUUGCCAGAAAGGACUGUGAUUGAGGUGUUCAGAAAGAAGGCUCCAUUUCAUAUAAGAAUGUCUUGGAUGAAACAAAAAAAUUGAUUAGCUCCUCAAAUGCUCAUCUUCGGAGUAUUCACAUGCCAUUCUGAUCACCUUCCGUGGUCUCAUGUGUAUCUCCAGGAAAACCGAGUCAGCAUUGCCUUCAUGAGCUCCCAGCCAGCCGCCCCUUAGCGAAGCACUGUCAUGACGGACAGACUGCUGUGGCUCGGACGAUGGUAAUUUGGUGGACAUUUUCUCAGAAGUGAAUGAAAUAAGCCUGUCAUCUCAAGACAAAAAAACAGCUGAUAGAAUUUAUUGCCAAUGACAGAAUUUGAGCUUUCAAGUGAUAAUUAGAAUUUGGGAAGCUUGUAUUUCCUCUGGUGAACUUGACAGUUUCUCAAUAAAGACUUUUGUGAUGAGUUCAGUAGUGAUAUUAACAAACAGCAUGUUUUUAUAUUGUGUAAGGAAAUGUGUUAGCAUUUAGAAGAUCUAUAACAUGAGUGAAUACCUAUAUUUCAAUGUCCAGCGUAUGAUGUUACAGAAGCUACACAUCUUGGUUAGGUGAAAAAUCCAUGGAAAGU